Messenger RNA from Schistosoma margrebowiei, 499 nucleotides. The record is from the annotation of a GenBank genome assembly. Lineage: Eukaryota; Metazoa; Platyhelminthes; Trematoda; Strigeidida; Schistosomatidae.
CUACUACUCACUUAUUAAUAACAAAGUUAUUUACAUUUAUUGUUAAGAUAACUAUUUUACAAAUGAUUUGGUCAAAUAAAAUAACUAUUGUUGGUUUCGUUUUACUGUUUUCUAUUAUACUAAUCACCGAGUGUCUGCCUCAGUCUAAAGAAAAUCAAAUCAUUCCUGGUGACUCCGCAUAUGAAUAUUUAAAUAAACCAAAAAAACGUAUGUUAAAUGGACUUAGAUUUCAAGAAUUAUUACGUUUACAAAAAUUAAAAGAUAGUGCUAAAUGGCUUGAAGAUCUCGGGAAACGUUCUUCAAUUUAUGGAAUCAAUUCAUUAGCUGAUGAUGAAUAUGAUUGAAUAGAACUUUAAUAUUGACGCUACCGACCAAAAAAAAUAUACUGAAAAACGUUUGCCAAAGCGUUCAUUUAAUAAAUGUAAUACGAAUUGCUAAAAUGUUUGUAAAUGAUUUUAUUUAUAAUAAAUUUGAUAAAUAAUAAAUGUUUAGUGUAAAA